UGAGUAUAAUGGAUCGGAGUCCGAUCCAUUAUGCUCCCCAAUCCGCAGAUCCCAUCUAUUCUGCGGGGAUCAUUGGGGGGGGGUGUCACCAAGUGUUACCGCCCCGGGUGACACCAACCCUAGGGACCUGUUUCAUGUAUGCCCAGGGGCGGACUGACCAUUUGGAAACUCGGGCACUGCGCGAGGGCCCAGGGUCAGUAGGGUGCCCCAUGAGAUGCCCCUGGUACCUUUUUCAUAGGCUUUUUUGAGUUUGGGCAAGGAUACAGGGGCUCCAUGAUCCCCUAUUGCCUGGGGGCCCCAUGA
Messenger RNA from Staurois parvus, 303 nucleotides. Lineage: Eukaryota; Metazoa; Chordata; Amphibia; Anura; Ranidae. The record is from the annotation of a GenBank genome assembly.